AUGGCCCACCUAACUUUCCAUAAUUAUGAAGGUGUCGGCGAGAAGAAUAAGCAAGACUACUGGUACAGCCAAGCUGUCCGCAUUGGUGAUCGAAUCGAAUGCUCAGGCCAAGGUGGCUGGGACCCCAAGUCCGGAGACAUCCAUCAAGAUAUCAAUGCCGAGAUCGAUCAGACCUUUGAGAACAUCGAGCUCAACCUGAAGAAUGCCGGCGGCAAGGGCUGGGAGCAGGUAUUCCGGGUGAAUUCGUAUCACGUCCCGAUGGAUGGCGAGGCACUGGGGGCCAUGGUUCGCAACUUCAAGAAGUGGAUGCCGGGUCAUCAACCUAUCUGGACCUGUGUUGGAGUGCCGAAACUGGCCCAGGAUGCUAUGCGGGUGGAAAUCGAGGUGGUGGCUCAUGUCCCCUAA
This is a messenger RNA of Penicillium subrubescens, 405 nucleotides long. Its product is annotated as RidA family protein. NCBI's taxonomy places the organism in Eukaryota, Fungi, Ascomycota, Eurotiomycetes, Eurotiales, Aspergillaceae. Gene Ontology annotation, molecular function: deaminase activity. The record is from RefSeq and is a predicted model, not a curated record. Gene Ontology annotation, cellular component: cytosol. The transcript has 2 exons. The coding region runs from base 1 to 405 and encodes 134 amino acids.